Messenger RNA from Bipolaris oryzae ATCC 44560, 522 nucleotides. RefSeq lists its product as uncharacterized. Bases 1 to 522 code for a protein of 173 amino acids. The transcript has 2 exons. Lineage: Eukaryota; Fungi; Ascomycota; Dothideomycetes; Pleosporales; Pleosporaceae. Gene Ontology annotation, molecular function: protein binding. The record is from RefSeq and is a predicted model, not a curated record.
AUGCGAAUGGGGCAGUGGGAGACGGGCAAAAUCUUCCUGGAUCGCUUCCAUGCCGGACCGAAUGUAAGAUCGUGCGGACAGUUUGGCACGCAGCGAUUACUCGAGGAAGCAGUAAAAUAUCCAGAUAGGGGCUUUGUGCGCGAGAUAUUGGAGCAGCGGAAAAAGUACAGGGGGUGUCUGACUAAGAGUGAGAUGCGGUAUAUCUACAGUAUCGCCACGCCGUCUGUUCUGCGGUUCUUGAUUGAGAAUGAGUAUAUCGAUCCGAAUGUCUCGGGCGGAAACACUCCUCUGAGAUGGGCUGUGUAUCAUCAACGCUACGACCUCGCGUGUAUACUGCUCCAGUAUGGCGCGCGUGUUGAUGGCGUGCCGUUGGACGGGAAGCCGGUUACUGCUCUGUGUCAUGCCGCCAGGACUGGAUACUGCGGCACCAGUGACAGGCCCUUGCCAGGUGUCAGAUUUCUUCUUGAGAAUGGAGCCGACCCGGCCUUGGGAAUACGGGAACGAAGUGGCUUUGCGUCGUGA